Messenger RNA from Lotus japonicus, 1977 nucleotides. RefSeq names its product receptor-like protein 51. The coding region runs from base 267 to 1568 and encodes 433 amino acids. Gene Ontology annotation, molecular function: protein binding. The record is from RefSeq and is a predicted model, not a curated record. The transcript has a single exon. Lineage: Eukaryota; Viridiplantae; Streptophyta; Magnoliopsida; Fabales; Fabaceae.
AAAUCAAUUCAAAAGGAAUAAACAAAGUAGUCUCCAACUGUCAACAGACUGUGUUUAGGUUCCUCUCACUCUCUCUGAUCUCAAGUCUCCCCUCCAAUCCAUGUCCUCUACUUUACACUUUCCCCACCAAUCUUUGUGCUCACUCAACAUCUCACAUUACUCUUCCAAAUUCCAACCUUUGUUUUGCUUGCAUCCUUGUCUCUAACACUUUUUCUGAUCCCAACCUUUCUGCUUUUCUCUGUUUCCAUUCACUCUUCCUUCAAGCCAUGAAACUACCACCACCAUUAGUCCUUCUCAUUCUCCUCUUUCUCUUCCCCUCCAUUAUCAUCUCAGCUUCUCCACCUCUUCCACCAUCACCCUCACCAAAACCAGCACCAUCACUAUCACCAUCACCAAAACCUUCACCAUCAUCUCCUUCAUCUUCACCUUCCACUCUUGACCCAGAUCAGCUCAAUGCUCUGAAAUCACUCCACAUCCCCACUUCCAAGGACCCCUGCUCCCAAAACGCCACACUAUGCGAUUCCUCCAAACCCUUCCGCCACCUCAUCUCCCUCCGCCUCUCCAACUGCUCAACCUCCACCUCUCUCUCCUACAACGCCCUCAAAUCCCUCUCCACUCUCCAAUCCAUUCAAUUCCUCAACUGCCCCAUUUCUCCAAUCCACUUCCCUCCUGAACUCACCUCCUCCCUCCGAUCCUUCACUUGUAUUAGCAGCCUCCGCAAACUCACCGGAAUCUGGCUCUCUCGCCUUGAAAAUCUCACUGAUCUCACCGUCUCAAACGUGCCCCUCAAAGCCUCUGGUCCUUACGUUAUACUUGGCCACAUGACUAAGCUCAAAACCUUAACAAUCUCCCACGCCAAUCUCUCUGGUAAUCUUCCAAAGUUCAUCCAUUCCAGCCUUACCCAGAUCGAUUUUUCCGGUAACAAGCUCCAAGGAAACAUACCCUCUUCCAUUACAUUACUCGAUAGCCUUGAAAGCUUGAAUCUCUCUUCCAAUGGUCUCAAAGGAGAGAUACCCACUUCAAUCGGAGACUUGAUUUCAUUGAAAACUCUCUCACUGGCUUCAAAUUCAUUCUCUGGGCCGAUCCCUGAUUCAAUUUCUGCUAUGCCCGAUUUGGUUCACAUGGAUCUGAGCUCAAACCAGCUCAACGGAACUGUUCCGAAGUUCAUUUCAGAAAUGAAGAACCUGAAACACUUGAAUCUAGCUAACAACAAUCUUCGAGGUGUUGUACCAUUCAAUUCAACUUUCAUCAAGGGAUUGGAAACGUUUAAGGUGGGUGGGAACAGCAACUUGUGCUAUAACCACUCUGUUCUGUCUUCGAAAUUGAAGCUUGAUGUUGCUCCUUGUGAUAAGUACGGAAUGCCGGUGUCUCCUCCGCCGGCGAAGGAUUCUGAAGAUGAUAGCAGUGAUUUGGACUACAGUGACGGUGGCGAUGAUGGCGGCAGCAGCAGCCACAAGAAAGAGAAACAUCAUGGGCCGAACAAGGUCGUUCUUGGUGUGGCGAUUACUCUGUCUUCCAUUGUGUUUCUGAUUGUGUUCAUGAUCUUGUGUUGCAAGUGCUGUCACUGAAGAGUAGAAUUUAGAUUAGGACAGAUUGGUGAUUUUGAGUUGGUGGUUGUUUGAUUCAUUUUUACUAUACAAUUGUUACAGAGGAAGGUGAUUGCAAAAAAAGAAGUUUAUUCUUUUGGGGGGAAAUAUGAAAAGCAAGUAAUAAAAAUAGGUGAUGGGGGGGGAAAUCAGCAUAUAAUUUUUUUUUGGCAUUGAGGAGGGAAAAGUUCAGGCGUUUCGACUCCGGUCACUGUAGAACAUAACAUGUUUUUAGGAUCACAAGUUGCUUAUAAAGAUAUUUAUAUGUCAUUUAUCAAUAGAGCUCUCACAUCAGCAGCGAAAAUCAAACACAUAAUCUUCUGAGAAGAUGUGUAUUGUACUUACAAUAUGAGUCAAUGUUGAUAAAUGAGCUGUUCAAUUUUUUACUUUU